GUGCGGGCGGCUGAGGAGCGCGGGCGGCAGCAGGAGGAGGAGGAGGGCAGCGCCAUGACUCACUUGCAGGCAGGGCUCUCCCCUGAGACUCUGGAGAAAGCCCGGCUGGAGCUGAACGAGAACCCCGACACCUUGCACCAGGACAUCCAGGAGGUGCGGGACAUGGUCAUCACCCGGCCGGACAUCGGCUUCCUCCGCACCGAUGAUGCCUUCAUCCUGCGGUUCCUGCGGGCCAGGAAGUUUCAGCACUUUGAGGCGUUUCGCCUCCUGGCCCAGUACUUUGAGUACCGCCAGCAGAACCUGGACAUGUUCAAGAGCUUCAAGGCCACAGACCCGGGCAUCAAGCAGGCGCUGAAGGACGGCUUCCCCGGCGGGCUGGCCAAUCUGGACCACUAUGGCAGGAAGAUCCUCGUCCUUUUUGCUGCCAACUGGGACCAGAGCAGGUAUACAUUGGUGGAUAUUUUGCGUGCCAUACUUCUUUCUUUAGAAGCCAUGAUAGAAGACCCCGAGCUUCAAGUGAAUGGAUUUGUUUUGAUUAUAGACUGGAGCAACUUCACCUUCAAGCAGGCCUCCAAGCUCACACCAAGUAUGCUUAGGUUAGCCAUAGAGGGCCUUCAGGACAGUUUUCCAGCUCGGUUUGGAGGAAUACAUUUUGUCAAUCAACCAUGGUAUAUUCAUGCCCUCUACACAGUUAUACGGCCAUUUUUAAAGGAGAAGACACGAAAAAGGAUAUUCCUUCAUGGUAAUAACCUCAACAGUCUACAUCAGCUAAUACAUCCUGAGAUCCUGCCUUCAGAGUUUGGAGGAAUGUUGCCCCCAUAUGACAUGGGGACAUGGGCAAGAACACUGCUAGACCAUGAAUAUGAUGAUGACAGUGAAUGCAAUGCGGACUCCUAUAAUGCUCCAGCAAAAGAUAUAGAAAAGGACCUCUCUCCCAAGUCCAUGAAAAGGUCUCAGUCAGUGGUGGAUCCUGGGGUGCUAAAACGUAUGGAUAAGAAUGAGGAAGAAAACAUGCAGCCUUUGCUUUCCCUUGACUAACAGUUCCUGAGCACUGAACAUGAACUGAAGUGGAAGGCACUCAGCAACAAGCAAACCAUCGGGAAGGAGUGUACCAGCUGGAAUCCUACUUACUCAUGUUUAUGUAGCAUAAUGGAAGCAGGCCAAAAUUUUUACUAUUCUGCCUGAAUUCUGGAUGCCCUGGGGUGAAAAAGAAGAGAAGAAAGAAGGAAAAUAACUUAAAAAUAGGAAUCAGUAAUUUAUUCUGUAAGUGCCAACUUGUUUGUAAAUACAAUAUAAUCCUCCAAUUUGACUUUCUAAGUUAUGGUAAGCAAAUGCUACGAGUGACUACUAAAUAUGUCAAUGAAGUGCACCAUACAGAAGAGUAGUAAACGUGUGCAUGCACACACACAUGCAUGCGCACACAUAGAGAAACACAUACUGGACAAGGAAAAGUAUCAAAGCCAAUUAAAUGUUGUCCUUCUUGUAGGAAGCCAUACUGCAGCUAGUAUAUUGACUGCAAUAUACAGUAUAUUCUCUGCAAUGCUCAGUAGUGUGCAAAGAUAAAGAGGGAUUAUAAGAACUUGGGGAUGCUGUAACCAGUCAAGUAUUUCCUAAAUGUAGGAAUUUAUUUCCAGCUAACUUUGUGGCUUAGAGUUGUGAUUUAGCAUAAACCAUGUAGCAUUGUGAAGAAGAUAACAGAUGAGCUGGAACCAACUCUUUGACAGCUUUGAUGUUUGGCUGUAUGAGUCUUCUGUAUGAGGUUUCUUCCUUAACUUUUUAUUUACAGUUUGCAAGUAACCUGGCUUGUUACCCUAAUCUGGGUGCUGUAAUGUGGGCCAUAUUGGAGUUAUUUCUCUUGCAUUUUGGGUGCACGUCAAGAAGUUUUACAGAACUCUGUUCUCCCUUGGAAUGAGAAAAUAAUCCUCCAAGUUCAAUGUAAGAACCAAUGUUUGAAAGUAAAGCCUGGCAGCAGGGGUUAAAAGUUAAUCACUGAAUCCUGUGCACUGGGAGACUUGGAUACAUUCGUAUAUAUAUUUUUACCAAUCUCUGACAAAUAUAUAAGGUGACAUUGUUAGACAAGUAUAUUUAAUUGAAGGUUUAUACAGGAAAUCAUACCUAUUCAAUGUACUUAGAUAUAUUAUAGAUUGUAUACUGAGAUGAUGUCAUGAUUAAUAUAGUACAACUUUCCAUAGAACAACAGCAUCCCACUCCAAGCAAGGAUUAAUAUUAAUAAGUUGUAGUCAAACAUCUCAGCCUAUGUGUUCAGGGCACUUUUUUUUUGUUCAUUUGUUUUUUGUAGUGUAAGUGUAUAUAUUUAACAUGUGCCAUAAUAGAAAAAUAUGUUUUACCUCAAAAGGGCAAUGGGUUUCACGAGGUAUUAAGUCAGCUGAAAUGCAGGGGCUGUGUAAUCUUUGUUGUGUGUUGAUGCGAGUGCAGUUUAUUAUAUACUGAGACAAGAAUACAUUCUUUGAACUAGCCAGGCUUUUCUUAUCAGGGCUUAACUUUGCAGUCAAAAUGAGAUAGCACAGGGUACUCAUCUAAGCAUCCAAAUAAUUGGAGAUAUUGCGACAGUAUGUCUGGACAAUGCAGUGAUUAAGAAUAUGCUCAACAGAUGACCACUACGAAGGCAAAAGCUCAUAGGUAUCCUGCCUCGGAAGCUCUGCAGUAAGAGUUUCCUCCAUUACUUCAGUGUUCACUGAAGUUUCAAGAUUUCUGGUUAUAGGUCACCUCUCCUCUCCCAGGAUGGUUGCAGAUUUAAGAAUUGGUAGACUGUGGAGAGUUAAGAGAAAUCUUGGAAAUGUGUCAUCUCAGAAUUUAGCCGUGGUGGCAACUUUGGCAUUCCUCAGUGCUGAGAUAAGCCAGUCUCUUCCAGCAUCACCCUUGAUUAACACAGGCUAAUAGAUAAAGCAGUUCAUUAGGAACACUGAUAAUUAGAAUAUGCUUCAACAUGCAUAUUGCAGAUACUUGUCUGAACUAGUCAUCUCCUUUCCACUCUCUUAUUUCUAUUUUCAUGAUAUGUGUUAUGAAAUGCAAAGGGAAAAGAUACAGAGCCUGAACUUGAGAAGUAUUAAUCAGUGGCAAUUGCAGAAAGGAUACACGGGAACUGAAGCUGCCUACAUCUUUGCAGUCUGUCCUACAAGUUUUCAGUAGAUGAAGCUAUUGUAAUUCUAAUUCUGUUCUUUGAUGGGCUUGAAAGAUUGAUGAGUUCUUAUCUACAACUUUAUUCUAUUUUUCAUGAAUCUUGUAACAUCAUGCUGUGUAGGUAAGAUGUAUCUCUAGGAUUUACGUAAGUGCCAUAUUUGAAUGUGUUAUACAUUCCCACAUUUAUGGCUAGUGGAAUAGUGUAUUGCCAUAGCUGAUUGUUUAAUCCUGAUCAGAUAAACAGUAAUAUCAGUAGAAAUGUUCUCCUUGUAAGGGCUUUGGGAUUUAGUCACAUUUGUGCUAACUGUGACACAAUAGUGAUCAAAGUCUUCAUGGAUGCUUUUGUAUACCUGGGCCAAACCUUGGUGUAAGCCAGCCCAGUACUGAUUGCAGAGUACACCCGCUGUCUGGACAGAAAAUGCAAAUGCCUCUUAAUUCUGACAGAGUAUCUUUGUAGGAAAGUAUAUCUGCUCAACUGUAUGAAGCUUCUGCAUACCAACUGAUAAAUCUGUUUUGUUUGUGAUUCCUUUAUGCACUUAGCUGUAAUUUAUGUAAAGUUUUCUGAUGCCUGAUUUCAGCUUGAAAUUAAUGAGCAUUAAUAUAUUAUUUCCAGUUAGUGAAAGUAGGGUAUAUUAUAAAUUUGCAUUAUGUGGUCUUCAUCUUUCACCAAGAACAAAACUACUUUUUCAAUAAGAUCCUCACUGUUAAGGAGUUGGGCUGCAGAUCUUGGCUGCAGCUUUUAUUUCACAGAAGCAAAUUCUUGCAGUGGUAACUGCAGUUGUGACAUUGGAAAAAAAAAUUGAAAAUGGAUAAGAAAACCAAUUUUCCGUCACAUGCUCUUGGUAUUCUUUGAAGGCAUCUAUCUUUUACUCAUUAGAGUAUGUAAAGGGUUUCCCCUUUUCCCUUGCUUCUUGCAGAAAAUCUUUACAGAUAGGUCAAUUUUUAAUAGCUGAAAUUUGGACUGAAAACUUUUUCCAAUCUUUAUUAUGAUAAGACUUAAUGUUGAAUUUUUAUAGCAGAAUUGAAGUGCUACAAAUAAAAUUCACGUGUUUGGGAGGGUCAUUUUUAUUUCUUACCUUUGUUAUAUAUUGGGUCAAAUAAAUCUUGUUGUGCUUAUGCAUGCCGAUAUGCAUAUCAGAAGAAUCCUGCCAUAUGCGGAACUUAGUGGAAAGACUGGAUUCACCUGUUCAACCAGCUAAGUGAAAAAAAAUGAAAAGGGGAAAAAAGGUGUGAAAUUGAUGAUUCAAUGCCUUUGAUCAAAAGAUCAAAAAGAAGAUCAAAAAAUGCUCUCCUAAACAGUGUCUUUUCCAUGAAAGACUCUAUUGAGCUUAUAUGAAGAAGUCAUGGAAACUUUAAUGCCCAAAGCACCUUGAUGCUGUAAUCAUGGACGUGCAAGUCUAUUGGCCUUAUAAAGACAGGUAAUCAGUCCCACUAAGCUCCAACAAGCAUGCAGGUUCCCAAUAGAUAUUAGGUGUAAAAUAGCUCUAAGAAGUCUUUACAGAAAUGUAAAUUUAUUGUAUAGCAUAUUUAAAAAGAUGUUUUGCAUUCUGCAAACAUGAUAUGCCUAUCACUAAAUAUGUUUAUAAUGGUAUACAUAAACAACACAGAAUUAAAGAAAAUAGGUGUAGAAGGGACCUCAAGAUGUCAGCUGUAUUGCUGUGUGGAAGGGCAGAUUUUCUUCAAUUGUGUCUCUCUUAAAGAUUUGUUUUAACUCAGUACAUUGCAUGGAACGUUCUUUGUAUUGUUUAAAGUCACAGCGAAGCCUAAGCACAAUAUCUGACAAAAUUUCAACUUGAUGGUAUUACGUUAAUCUCUUUUAUUAUUUACUUUUAUUAUUUCUCUUAGGGAAAUUAAAAAGUUUGCCAAAUAUAAUAAUUCUACCAUUUAGAAUUACCUGGAAGUCAAUUUGCAAUAAGCUCUGGUCAUGUCCCUGUUAAUAUAUUGUUUCUGUUAUUAACAAUGUAUGUAGUUGUCCAGAUUUUUGAAAAAGUCAUGUUUGGAAGAGCAUAUGCACGAGAGAAAAAUUCAAAAUAAGACUACAGGCUUUUGUUUAGAAUAUUAAGAGAGGAUUGUGGGCAGGGGGAAGCUGAGUUUGUUUUGGAUAAUUUUUAUUUGCCUCUGGGGAAAGUCCGUUUGAGCUAUCAACAAGAUUGGGUUUUACAAAUUUGUAAGAUGAAUAUCAGUGUGAAAAACAAGAGGAAAGAUCUCAAAGGUCUGUACUGAAAAAUCACUUGGCUAGCUGUGUAAUGUCCUUUUAAUGAAAGGCAUUUUGUGAGUAGCUUCUGUGCAUGCAUGUGUGGUGCUGAGAAUAGUACUUUCAUCCAAAAAGGUCAAAGCACACUAUAAAAUCAAGAAAAUAAUAGUUAUCCCAUUUCUCAGGUAGCAAUAUAGAAACAAAGCCAGUUAGAAAUGUUCAAAUCUCAGUAGAAGACAUUCAUAUUGAGUUUAUGUAUGGCAAAAGCAAUGCUUUGAUCACUCAGUCCGGUUUGAACUGAAAGAAAAUAUUUUGUGUGAGAAGAAUGUCUGGCUGUUGAUUCAGUCAUGCCUAGUUUCCUUACAAAUGUUGUAAGCAUUUUAGCUUGAGCCCUUUACAAUCCAGGGGUGGUUUGCUUGAGUUAUAUCUGAACGUAUGUGCCUUCUGCUGAGGAAUUGGUAAAAAAGAAGCAUGUCCCCAAGAUGAAAUAACUUCUGCCCCGUGUAAUUGAUGAAAAACUGUUUACUGUUGGCUGCCCAAUAAAGAUCUAUGAACUUGUCAAGGAAGGAUCUCCUCCUGAGGGCUUUGAACAAUACUUAUGUCCUAUUAACUAUACAGGGAACACUGGCAUUUCAUUUGGAGGCAUUCUUAAGUGACCUCAAGUAAAAGUGCAAGCCAGCUAGAUAGGACACCACAUUCUGUAUUGCCUCAUAACCUUUAAUGAUGCUGUUUCAAGGGUCUGUAUUUAGCACAUUAACUUUGACAUAUCGUUCAGUCUGCAUUUCAGCUUCCAUUUGUGCAGGAAUUUUUUUUCCUCUCAGAUUUUGGGAUCUUAUUUUGUUUCUUUUAAGUGAAUCUGUUGCCACAAAUAUGGCAUUGAAUCCUGUCAGAAUGCACAACUUGCAACUUGAUCUUGCUGUUAAAAAAUGACAAGAUGUAGUGUGCUGGGCAUUGGUACAGUUGAAGCAUAGGUCACAAGCUCACACUAAUUUGUCAUUCAUUCUCCAAUGUUUUGUGUAUAUAAACUGCUUUGAUUGAUAGUGAAUAUAUCAAACUCAAGUUUAAAAUCGAAAAAAAAACUUUCUACAGUGAGUUCAAAAUCCGAGUUGGUGAUAUGACUGCGGAACUCAAAUGGAAAGGAAACACUGCUCUAAGGGAAAAUGUUGAUACUCCCUUAUGGCAUGCUAUUUAUGUUGAAACAUGACCAAAGUAUUUUGUCUAUGGGAACUCUGGUCAGGCAACUCUUUUGUUUCCAUACCAGUCACAAACAACAAGUCUUUUCCAAUAAAGGUGUGACAAAUCUAUUUGCUUUUGGCAAAUAAUGAAUUUUCAGUGAAUUGACAUAUCUCAACAGUGGACAAAUGGUGGUAAUUAAUUAGGAUUUGUAUUUAAUAUGGAAGUACUGCUGUGAUUCCUUAAGAGGCUGCUACAUCAUCAGCAAUGCACAGCAGUGCCUAGAGGCAAGCAUCACAAAAUGGGUCCCUUGGUUAAUAAAAAUUUAAGGGGAGAAAAAAAGAAAAGGGAGAGAUAAUAGAAAAAUGAUAAAAUGCAAUAAUUAAAGACAGAAGAUGGCCUGUGCUGGAAAGCUGGAAUGGCAAAAAAUGAUGUGAGGGAUCUUGAAUAAAUGCUUCCAAGAAGGGAUGUCUGCCUUGUGUCUACCACCUAUGUUAUGAGCAGAGUUCCGAUUUUUUUUCCACGCUGUUUCACUUGUAUAGCCAUAAUGGAGUUUCCCAAGUCUUCAGAAGAUGCUUCUGAGCUACCUUGUGAAAUCACAGACUGGUUGAGCUUGUGAACAUGACUUAACAGAUCAGUGCUUGCCACCAGAUCCUCAGCCAGAGAGGAGCCCUGGGCUGACUGAGACUUGGGCACUUGAAGAAAGAUGCAAACUGCUGUGUCCUGCCUGGUUGAAGAAGUCAUGCAGGAAGAGAAGGCAAGGAGCCAUACACCCAAAAGGAAAGGUGGGAGGCCUAUGGAGUAAAGGACAAUGGGGAGACAGAAUGAACAGGACAGUCAUAGGAAUACGAUGGUGAGAGGGGCUUUUAUUUCAUCUGUAAUUGAUAUUAAAGAGGCCUUACAAAGCCCAAUGGCAAAUCUGCUAUCAGAAGGGUGAGAAAAUGUAUUUCUCUCUUUCCAACACAAACUUGAUUUUGAUGUAUUUAAACCUGAUAUGUACACCAGACCUGAACCAUCUCUGCUGUUGUUUCCACUGAGGCUGCUGGGAUGUGGGUAUCACAUAGCAUCCAGGAGCUGCAAAGCUCACGUUCACAAAUCUUUCCAGAGGAGGAGGAGGAGGAAGGGAUAUAUUCUGCAGUAACUUCAGGGGAGAAUGGAUUCAAGUCUAUCUUGCCCUAACAUCUAUAUCUGUUCAUGUUCUGUGUAGAAGGCUGUGAGCGUAAAUGGUAGAGACCUCCCCUACACACCCUGGUGCUGUGUGAUAAUUAUGCAGCCUUCAAGCUGUAGCUGAUGAUGUGUCCUGUGUCUUUAAGAGGUCUGCUGGUGAUGUCAAUAGUAGCCACUAGGCACCCAGAGUGGAGAUAAUUUAAAGGAAAGUGACAACUUUAAGCACUACACUUAAAUCUAAAAAUACUGAAUUAGCGAUGCUUGCAAGUAAUGCCUAAGAUUAUAAUGAAUUAAAAGUUUUCAGUGUUUGGUUGCAUUGUAACCUUUAUGAGACUUACCAUGUAAUCAAUUUCCCUUAAAUUGAGUUUUUUCCUGAGGUUCAUAUGUACAUCUUUAACACAUCAGUGGCAGAAGGAAUUAAAUGGUAGAAAAUAUGAUUCUAAAGCUAUGAAUUUGUUCAGAUGGGCACAUGUAGAAUAUCUAGCAGUAUUAAAGUAAAAAUGUUUUGCAGUUAAUUAGGUUUCAGCUUGACAAUAAUGUCUCUUAAAUCAGUUGGCUCUAGCGUUUUCAUGGACUGUUGUAUGAAAUGUAUCCUGCUAACCUUUCCCAUAUGCAUUCAUUCUUCUUUUAUCCCUUGCAUUCCACAACAUCCUGUUUUCUGUAUAUAAUUCAUUCUGUGUAUAACUGGAGAAAACUGUAAAAAAAAAAAAAAAACACAACACACUGACAGUCUACAGACAGGAGCUUGAAAACCAUUAUUUAAAAUAUUUCCCUUACAGAAAUCUCUGAUAACAGAGUUAAAUGGAAGAUGGAGCAGAGACUGACCUCACCGUAGAUGAAUACAAAAAAGAUUUUGACUACGAAUCCACAAAGGUGUAGAUAGACAAUCACCUGAGACAGCUCUUGUGAUUUAUGGUGUUGCCUUGUCCUGGCUGUUAAUGAUCACUCUUCAGCUAGUGAUUACUGCCCCAACAUUUUAGCAGCAGUAGAUUAUGGCAGUACUCCUUUUCCAAUAAAUGUUAACAACUCGCACUGACUGUUGGUUUUGCUUUCAUGUACAUGUAAAAAUAUUCAUGUAAUCUAUUAAAACAUCUCUGAGGAUGGUGAUAAACAGCUAAUCAUGGCAACACCUAAAAUUGCAGUAGCUAGGUUGGCUAUCUGUGCCUUAAGCCUGUCCUGAUCUGUAGUACUUGUGUAGUAGUGACCACUGAAUACUUUUUUUUUUUUUUGCAUGCAGUAAUCUACUUUGAAGCCUUGCAAAAAACUGUAUAGUACCACAUCAAGAAUUCAGAAAUUACAGAAGUAAUUUACAAACAGAGCUUGUAUCCUCAGGAUAAAUUUUGUUUGUUCAUUUCUAAUUUAGUAUUGUUAGGACUCAGGGGGUCUGAGAUUUGUAAAGUCAGGACAAGUCUAUCAAUCAUGUUCUCUCUAUGUAUAUUUUCAUUAUUCUCUUUUCAGAACUUGUUGUCAGUUUGAAUUUUAUUCUUGGACCUAGUAAGAUUGUUACUUAUGGUCUGUUGUGUUCCAACCUAAAAUCUGAAGAUUAAGCAACUUGUGAAACAUGUCACUCUUUAUAGUGUAUAUUUAAAUAUCAUCAGUUCUCUGUGAUCAGUGGGCUGCUUUGGAGAGUACUACUACUUUAAAUCAUUGUUGGAUACUGAGAAAGAAUGACAUUCUGUUAAAUAAAACAUGACCAAAUGAAAAUUAAAAUACAUAUAUAUUUUUGUGUUUGUA
Numida meleagris (helmeted guineafowl) is the source of this 9409-nucleotide messenger RNA. RefSeq names its product clavesin 2 (gene CLVS2). Lineage: Eukaryota; Metazoa; Chordata; Aves; Galliformes; Numididae. The transcript has 5 exons. The record is from RefSeq and is a predicted model, not a curated record. Gene Ontology annotation, cellular component: membrane. Gene Ontology annotation, molecular function: phosphatidylinositol bisphosphate binding. The coding region runs from base 55 to 1038 and encodes 327 amino acids.